Messenger RNA from Bipolaris oryzae ATCC 44560, 750 nucleotides. Its product is annotated as glycoside hydrolase family 3 protein. The coding region runs from base 1 to 750 and encodes 249 amino acids. The record is from RefSeq and is a predicted model, not a curated record. Lineage: Eukaryota; Fungi; Ascomycota; Dothideomycetes; Pleosporales; Pleosporaceae. The transcript has 3 exons. Gene Ontology annotation, molecular function: beta-glucosidase activity. Gene Ontology annotation, biological process: glucan catabolic process.
AUGUCGUUUAUCUCCGCGACUCGGAUCUUGCUCGUGCUAUUGUCUAUCUACUCUCUUCCAUAUGCGCAGAUCCCGGAUGGCCUGCCUAUCGACGAUGCCAAGAGGCACAUCGUCGCUCCCUUGAUAAAACUUGCGAAAUUUGAACGUGGUCCCGAACUUCCAGCAGACGUUUCUAAGAAACAUCAGGUCUUGAGCGCAAUAAAUCCUCCGUCUUGGAGCAACAUCUUUCAGGGUGCUACCGAAGGGGUCGUUUUGGUGAAGAACUACAACCACACGCUACCUUGGGAAAAGCCAAAGAUGCCUACUCUUUACGGAUACGAUGCUCAUAUCUCUUUCAAAAAUAUUCCUGAAGUUCCUAACACGAAAUACAGCAUUUACACUGACUCUCGUCACUUCGAUGCCCACAACAUCACGCUUCGUUUUGAGUUUGUCUUCGGCCUUACGUACACCACUUUUGAAUAUGCCGGUCUCAACAUCGCUCUCGCUGAUUUGGACGCAGAUGCCUCUGCUCUCCCACCAUCUGCGCCAGUUGUUCAAGGCGGCAUCGAGUCUCUUUGGGAUGCGCUGGUCGUUGUUAAAGCCGAGAUCACUAAUACAGGUUUCACAUCUGCACCUGAAGUUGCUCAUCUAUAUCUUGUUACUCCAGGCGCACCUGCGAAGCAGUUACCCAGAUCCGAGAAGGUGCCGUUGGAGGCAAGCGAGAGCACGACUGUCUACUUUGACCUUACAAGAAGAGGUUUUAGUAUAUGA